Messenger RNA from Teleopsis dalmanni, 1723 nucleotides. RefSeq names its product heterogeneous nuclear ribonucleoprotein H2 (gene glo). NCBI's taxonomy places the organism in Eukaryota, Metazoa, Arthropoda, Insecta, Diptera, Diopsidae. Gene Ontology annotation, biological process: regulation of RNA splicing. Gene Ontology annotation, cellular component: ribonucleoprotein complex; nucleoplasm. Gene Ontology annotation, molecular function: RNA binding. The record is from RefSeq and is a predicted model, not a curated record.
AGGAGCAAGAAUUAAAAUUAAAGGGAAUAAUUAUUCCCAAAUAUAUACGUCUUCGUGGAUUACCUUGGUCGGCUAGACAUCAAGAAAUAUUAGAUUUUUUAAAAAAUGUUAAUGUAAUUGACGGUUCCAAGGGCAUACAUUUAGUGACUAAUCGUUGGGAUGGAAAGAACACUGGUGAAGCUUAUGUCGAAGUGGAGAGUGCAAAAGAUGUAGAGGAAGCACGUAAAUUGAACAAAGCAUCUAUGGGACAUCGGUAUAUAGAAGUGUUUACUGCUUCUUCUAAGGAGGCAAAGGAAGCCAUGCGUAAAACUAGUAGUCAUGGUAUGUCUUACGUUGUCAAGUUACGUGGCUUACCCUAUGCUGUAACGGAGCAGCAAAUCGAGGAAUUCUUUAAUGGGUUGGAAAUCAAACCGGAUCGGGAGGGGAUUCUUUUUGUUAUGGACAGAAGGGGUCGUGCAACAGGGGAAGCAUUUGUUCAGUUUGAAAGCCAGGAAGACACUGAACAAGCCUUGGGACGAAAUCGGGAAAAAAUUGGGCACAGGUACAUUGAAAUUUUUCGCAGUUCUUUGGCUGAAUUAAAACGUGCAGCAUCAGGUAAUGGACGACCCAGUCCAUAUGAUAUUAGAGACCGUGGGGGAAACCGUGGCAACGAUUAUGGACGCAACAAUAUGCGCGGUAACAAUGAUUGGGGUGGCAAUGGUGGCAAUGGUGGCAGUUUUGGCAUCGGUGCCAAUAACACUUUGGGAUUCAAUAACUUGCCCGGACUAAUGAAUUCUGGAAAUUUUGGAAAUAGUUUUGGGUCUAACAAUGGCAACGGUGGAAAUUUUGGCAACAAUUUUGGAAAUAACGGAGGAGGUUUCGGCAAUGGAAAUAACAACAAUAGUGGUUUCGGUGGCAAUAAUCGUUUUAAUAAUAGUAAUGGAAACUUUGGAAACGAUUUUGGAGAUUUUAAUAAUUUUGGUAAUAAUCGAAAUUUCAACAACGGCAAUGGCAAUAACAAUGAUUUUGGUGGUAACAAUAUGCGUGGUAAUAACGGCAACAAUUUCGGAAAUAAUAAUUUUGGUAACGGCAAUAAUAUGGGAAGCAGUGGAUUUAAUGGUAACAAUCAUGGUAAUAACUUUGGACCAAUCGGUGGAGGACGUUCUGAAAGUGAAUAUUUUACUAUACACAUGCGAGGUCUACCUUACUCAUCCUUUGAAAAUGAUGUUUUUAAGUUCUUCGAUCCAAUGCGGCCAGCUAAUGUACGCAUAAACUUCAAUAAAAAAGGCUUGCACAGUGGUACUGCUGAUGCCUUUUUUGAUACUUAUGAGGACGCCCAAUUGGCUAUGAAGAGACAUAGAGAGCAAAUGGGCUCCCGUUAUAUUGAAUUAUUUUUUGAUGGAAAAACUAAGAGUAAUAAUAAUUUUUCACGACGCAUUUAAAUGAUAAAAAUUUCAAUUUACUGUAAUAUGUAGAAUUAUUUGAAACAAAUUAAUGUCACACAAUAUUACUUAUUAUGUAAAAAUACUAAAUAAAUUAUAAAUAAUAUUUGUUUCAUUUAUUUCUAAAAACAGUAUAUACUAAGCAAUAAUCUGGUAAAAAUUAAAAAUUUGAUAUCCUCUGAACUCAAUUACAAUAUUAUACUUAAUGUAUUUUUAUAUAAUUUAGUAUUAACAUUAAGAAACUUAUACAGUCAUUGAAAGACAACAUUGAAUGUUUGAAUUAAUAAAUAAAUCUUAAUAUG